Exophiala xenobiotica is the source of this 563-nucleotide messenger RNA. RefSeq lists its product as uncharacterized. Bases 102 to 407 code for a protein of 101 amino acids. NCBI's taxonomy places the organism in Eukaryota, Fungi, Ascomycota, Eurotiomycetes, Chaetothyriales, Herpotrichiellaceae. The record is from RefSeq and is a predicted model, not a curated record. The transcript is spliced from 2 exons.
GGACGAAGCGGCGCCCAUACUAGGAUACAAUUACCCGCUCAUAUGCUCCAAACUCCCUUGCACCAACAUCUAAAUCCCAGCGCAAUCAAAAGUAUACAGAAAUGUCCGCAAGCCAAUCCUCCGACUCUCAGUCUCAACCAUCCAUGCUCGGCGGCCACGCCAAGUAUGUCCAAGGGGCUGUGUCUUCCGCCCUAGGCUACGAGUCCGGCCAACAAACCAAAGAAGCCGCCGUUCAGGAAAUGCGAGACGCCAAAGCCCAGUCCUCAGAUCAACCCACACAGUCGACGCUUCUCGGCAGUGUCGAGAAGGAAGCAGGGCAGGUCACCGGCUGUGAAGGGAUGGUCGAAGAAGGACAAGAGAGGAUUCCCCAGAAGGCAGGUAUCGAGGAGACCAAUGGCACAGGCUAGAACAUCCCGACAAAUAGAAAUAUGGACAUGAAGAGAACACCGAACUAUGCGGUGUCGACGAACAAAAUCAGUCAGACCUUUGACGCCAACACCGUGCCACCCUGUUGAGGUCUGGCUUCUAGCCUCACUGCCCACCGUCAAUCCCAGAACAAUACC